Molecule: messenger RNA, 1603 nt
Organism: Panonychus citri (citrus red mite)
Lineage: Eukaryota; Metazoa; Arthropoda; Arachnida; Trombidiformes; Tetranychidae
Product: ras-related protein Rab-10-like
Exons: 2
Coding region: 638-1249 (203 amino acids)
Molecular function (GO): GTPase activity; GTP binding
Source: RefSeq, a predicted model, not a curated record
UACCGAAGCAAAAAAAGAACAACAAAAAACAAUUAAAACAAAAUUAGAGAACAAAAAAAUUCUUUUUUUUUCUCUUUCGCAUUUUCUGUCUUUUUUUUCUACUCUUGUUGUUCUCCUUUUGUUUAUCUAAACCCUUUUUCUCAUAAUCAAUUUGUCUGUACAGAAAAGGUAACUUAAUUUACUCUCUGGUUCUCAAUUAAUUUCAUUUAGUUUAAUUUACUAAUUGUUAAUUUAUUCUCUUCACAUUUAAAUUAAAAAGUUUCAUUUUAUAUUCGCUAAAUUGAUAAAUGUAAUUGCUUUUGUUUUCCAAAUUUGGAUCAAUCAAAAUUUUUAAGGUGGCUGAAAUCACCUCCCAUCAUAAUCAACAAUCUUCAUCAUCUCAACAACAACAUUUACUUACAGCAAUAAUAUCACAACAUCAACAUCAACAUCAUCAUAAUUUUCAUCAUCAUCAUCAUCAUCUCUCUCUCUCUCUCUCUCUAUCUGUCGUCGAUCCAUCAUCACAUAACAAUAAUAAUAACAACAACAAUCUGAAAUAGUCAUUGAUAUUAUUGUUGAUUAAUAGAUUGAGAAGAAAAGGAAAAGAAAAGAAACAAAAAAAAAAUUAAUACUCAUUGUAAAGAGUUGAAACUGUUUAAUGGCUCGUCAAAAUUAUGAUUAUCUGUUUAAAUUACUUUUAAUUGGCGAUUCUGGUGUAGGUAAAACGUGUAUACUUUUUAGAUUCAGUGAUGAUGCUUUCAAUUCAACCUUUAUCUCAACCAUUGGAAUAGAUUUCAAAAUAAAGACAAUUGAAUUAAGAGGUAAACGGAUUAAAUUACAAAUAUGGGACACUGCUGGACAAGAAAGAUUUCACACAAUUACGACGUCUUAUUAUCGAGGUGCAUCCGGAAUUAUGCUUGUUUACGAUAUAACGAAUCUCAAAAGCUUUGAUAGUGUAGCUAAAUGGUUAAGAACAAUUGAUGAACAUGCCAAUGAGGAUGUUGAGAAAAUGAUACUCGGUAAUAAAUGUGACAUGGAGGAUAAACGAGUUAUACCCCGAGAAAAAGCUGAAACGGUUGCCCGAGAACAUGGUAUUCGUUUUCUAGAGACAAGUGCUAAAUCCAAUUUGAACAUUAAUCAAGCUUUCAUGGAAUUAGCUGAAGCCAUUCUAAUCAAGCGAACAGCGGGAAGAGGAAGCCUGGAAGCCGCUGAUCGUGUUAAUAUAACGCAGACUGAAAACAAAAGUCUAAUUAGAUGUUGUAAUGUAUGAGUUGGUAAAAUGAGAGAGGGAGUGAGAGAGAGAGAAAGAGAAAGAGAGGAGAAAAUAAUUAACUCGCCAACAAUAAUCAACAAUUUAUCUAAAAAAAAUAAUCAUAUAAUUUGAUUUGCUUCCAAUUGAAACAAUCAAAUUGACAAAAACACCAAACCAAAAUCAACCAACAACAACAACAACAACAACCACCACCACCACCAAAAAAAACAAUUAAAAACAAUUUACAAUUUAUAUAUAAAUCAACAUACCAUGAAAAACUAUUCAUACAACUCACAAAAUGAUUAGUCAAACCUUUUGAUAAUAGUUACAAUUAGAGAUAAAUUAAAAAAAUGAAAACACAAGAGAAAUUAA